CUGUCAGGAGGUGCGGCGGCCGGCGUCAGAGAGGAAGAGGAUAAUAAAUCUCGAGCGCCGCCGGAUUCGGCCUGGUGGUCGGACGAGAGACGGCGUUGGAUUGUUGGAGACGUGAUUGCGGAUAUGGCGGACCUGGUCGGGGUGGAUCAAUUGGAGGCCGUGGUGGUGGUGACGGGACCGACGGCGGCGGUUUGGUAUCAGCGGUUGGAACCCAACAGUAUGCAGAUGGUGUUGUCCGGCGGUGGUGUUUGUCUGACAGGCGGCGGGCGACGGGCGGCGGGUGCUGACGUCCGACGGCAGUUGAAGUGGUGUGCUAAUGAGCUUUUUGUUGAUAACCAAAAUCUGAGAGGUGUAGCUCUGGUUAGAGAAGUAGCAGUGGCCCCGUGGGAGGUGAAUGAAGCAGAAUCGAGCAAAUGGUCUUCUAAAGAGGAACUCUUGAAUAUUAGAGAAUGGCUAAGGCAAUGUAUGGAAGCUGGAGGGAAGGACAUCAUCAUAAAAUAUGGUAGCAAUGGGCUGGCAAAAGCUCUUACAUCAAGAGAUCUCUUCCCUUCUACUGUGAGCAGUGUGACAGAUGAUAUAAUGCUUUUGGUCGAGACGCUCACUCCAACCGGGCCAUUGCUGUUCAUCUUCAGAACUCAAUCAGGGAGUUGCGUCACUUCUUGCCGAUUGAACGAUUCGCUGUUGGACGAGCAAUCAAUUCAAGGCUCAUCACUGCGAGAUGCGCCCGUCGCCAGAUCCACAAGUGAUGGGAGUUCGAGGAUUGGGCGCCCCGCACAAGGGAAAUCCGCCGCCACCAUCGCUGAUGCACGGAGUUGCAGCCGCCCGCUGCUCUCUACCGGUCACAAACAACGUCCACCAAUUGUUGUCUUCAUGAGGGAUAAAUUAGAGACGAACAAGGAGAAAUUAGAAUAA
Molecule: messenger RNA, 912 nt
Organism: Striga asiatica
Lineage: Eukaryota; Viridiplantae; Streptophyta; Magnoliopsida; Lamiales; Orobanchaceae
Source: the annotation of a GenBank genome assembly